AGGUAUAAGACACAUGAAGCUAGAAUUUGUUCUGGGACGAAAUCGAAUUUGCAAGGAGACUGUGAUCAGGGCUCGACUCUGUUUGCUCCAGAUGUGAACCUAGCGCGAGGCUAAUUAUCCACCGUGUACUAGCUUGACUUUCUCCAGAAGGAGAAAGAAGAAAGAAGAGGAAGCAGUUCCGCCCUGACAAGCAGCAGUUGGGUGAGGCCAAGUUUGAAGCGAAGAACGAAGCCAAGCAACGACACAACUGCCUUCAAGGAGUCAAACUGGACGGAAAUGCUUUUGCCAACUAUGAUUUGUGUCUUUGCUGGAUAAACAUUUCAGUGAUUUUUUUCUUCUCAGUUUUCAUGAGGUGGUGCAUUUAAAAUCUCGUAAAAAUGAGCAUCAUUUUGAAGUUGCUGUGACUGUGGCGUAGUCGGAUUUUAUUUGAACUUUGAUCGUGCUUUUUAAAAGUUUGCUGCUAGUCGCUUGACAGCCCCCCACCCACGUCGUUCGUCGGGACAAGUUCUUAAAAAAUAAAUAAAUAAAAAAAAAACGCGAUGAGCGGAGACGAAGAAAGAUUCAAACUAGUGGUGGUGGGAGGCGGAGGAGUGGGCAAGAGCGCCCUGACCAUCCAGUUCAUUCAGUCAUACUUUGUGUCAGACUACGACCCGACCAUUGAAGACUCCUACACAAAGAUCUGCACUGUUGAUGGAAAGGAGACCCGUCUGGACAUCUUGGAUACAGCAGGUCAGGAAGAGUUUGGGGCAAUGAGAGAGCAAUACAUGCGCUCAGGAGAAGGCUUCUUGCUCGUGUUUGCGCUCAAUGACCGGGGGAGCUAUCAUGACAUCCAGAAGUUUCACACCCAGAUUCUCAGAGUGAAGGAUCGAGAUGACUUCCCCAUGCUCCUGGUCGGAAACAAGGCAGAUCUGGAGCAGCAAAGAGUGAUAUCGAGGGAGGAUGCUCAGGCAUUUGCCAGAGAAAACAGGAUCCACUACAUGGAGGCUUCAGCUAAGAACCGCUACAAUGUCGAUGAAGCCUUCAUGGAGCUAGUCCGAAUCGUCAGAAAGUUUCAGGAGAUGGAGUGUCCUCCCCCUCCAGCUCAUCAUGCUGGGAAACAGAAGAGUGGUGGCUGCCCUUGCGUCCUCCUCUAAGCACCGUUACUAUGGACACCAAAGCCUCUCCAGCUUGUCCAAAAAGUGUGAGCAUUUGUGUGAGACAGUGGGUUAGAGUGAGGGAGAGGCAGGAUUAAGGUGCCUCAUUUUAUCACUGAAUGGUUUCAUUUGCACUUUUACCAAAAGCAACUUAUAUAUCAAUAUAGUGUAAUUUAGUCUAAAGGAAGAGCUUUGAACAGCAGCAGAAAUAGUUCUGUUGGUGACAUGGGAUAAUAACGAUGUGACUGUGUCUAGUUACGGUUCAUAAAUAAUAAUAUCCUCCCUUAUGGUGGGCUAUAAUUAUGUUGUUGGGUACUGAUGUCAUCAGAGACAUUACCGCAAUCGGUACACUAACUCCUGCCACAAGGGUAUAGUUAGUAUAAAGUAAAGUAAGUCAAUCCAGAUAUAGGUACAGACAGUAAUGGAAAUGGUGAGUGUAGCACACCCACUCAUGAGACUUGCGGUCAUGUUCCAAAGCGUCCUGCAGGGGGUAGCAGAGUACAGCAUCAUCGAAGCGUUGGAACAGAAAGAAAAGUGAGCAAACGUCAAUGCCGCAUUAAAUUCUCUUCAUUUUUUUGCCAUUUGGGGUGCCAAAAAUUUCAGCAAUUGUGACUGCCUCAAACACUGUUAAGGGAGGUUCCGACCAUUUCAAAAUAAUUCUUGACACGGUUCAAAGAAAUUGUUGAUGCAGGGGUGCACUGAAGCACACAUUGGCAGAACUACCAAACUCAUAUUCUGCAUUAAUGUAUUUGAAUAUCUGGGUGAUGGGCAACCAGCAUUUGGGUUGGUUGAAAUUUUCAUGAUUUAUGGUUUUGUCAAGUGUGAUUAAAAAUAUUUUGGUCAUGCAGUUUAUACCUUAAUCAAACCAUUUAAUUCCAUAAAUAUUUGUAAAUGGUUCACAUGAACAUCUUGACCAAACAAGUCGAGUAUUUUGUGUGCUUAUGCUUUAUAUUAUGAAUAAACUGAAGGGUUAGCAUCUAUCACGUGCUCGCCUUCCUAAAGACACAAUGGAGGGAAUUUGGUGUUAUUGCUCUUAUGCUGCAUGAAGCAAUGGAGGAAAAGGCGGGACUGCACUACUGUACUCGCUGCUACCACACUUGUGCUUAUGUUAUGAAACGUAGCCCCUUGUUAAUGUAGACCUCACAAUCCUCUUCCACUUUAUUGUGCCACUGACUGGUCUCAGGAUCUUCCUCUUUAGGACUUUCUUUCUUAUUAUAAUUGCUAACUCACUCAAGUUAUUUUAUUUUACAAACUGAAUUGUCCCCAGAACUCCAUUGAGUUGUUUACAAAGCAAGCAAAGGUGUAAAAUCUAAUCAGUAUCACAAAAACGUUUUGACAAAUAAAUGUUCAUUUAGCAGUG
This is a messenger RNA of Syngnathoides biaculeatus (alligator pipefish), 2493 nucleotides long. It is a transcript of the gene rras, whose product is annotated as RAS related. NCBI's taxonomy places the organism in Eukaryota, Metazoa, Chordata, Actinopteri, Syngnathiformes, Syngnathidae. The coding region runs from base 540 to 1133 and encodes 197 amino acids. Gene Ontology annotation, cellular component: plasma membrane. Gene Ontology annotation, biological process: signal transduction. The transcript is spliced from 6 exons. Gene Ontology annotation, molecular function: GTP binding; GTPase activity; GDP binding. The record is from RefSeq and is a predicted model, not a curated record.